This is a messenger RNA of Engraulis encrasicolus (European anchovy), 3659 nucleotides long. RefSeq names its product prolyl 4-hydroxylase, beta polypeptide (gene p4hb). The record is from RefSeq and is a predicted model, not a curated record. The transcript is spliced from 11 exons. Gene Ontology annotation, cellular component: endoplasmic reticulum. Gene Ontology annotation, molecular function: protein disulfide isomerase activity. Gene Ontology annotation, biological process: protein folding; response to endoplasmic reticulum stress. The coding region runs from base 176 to 1696 and encodes 506 amino acids. Lineage: Eukaryota; Metazoa; Chordata; Actinopteri; Clupeiformes; Engraulidae.
GCAGAGUGAUUGACCUCUCCAGUUCUGCACGCACUGCCACGUUAGAAGCGGCAGAGACAAAAUACAGGCGACUGUAACCGGGAAAUAGAGAUAAAACCACGUUAAGUGUCUGCCUGUGCAUCAGCCGGCUUUAGUUUGAAAAAUUGCCUUUUUUUCUCUGCCGCUAAGUGCAACCAUGUUUAAGUUUUUGUUACUCUUUACGUUAGCUGUGGCAAGCAGGGCUGAUAUUGGCGAAGAGGAAGAUGUUCUUGUAUUGAAGAAAAGUAACUUCGAUGAGGCUCUGAAGGCGCAUCCAUACAUUCUGGUGGAAUUUUAUGCGCCAUGGUGCGGCCACUGCAAGGCGCUGGCGCCCGAGUUCGCCAAGGCGGCGGGCAUGCUGAAGGCGGAGGGCUCGGAGAUCAAGCUGGGCAAGGUGGACGCCACCGAGGAGUCUGACCUGGCGCAGGAGUUUGGCGUGCGCGGCUACCCCACCAUCAAGUUCUUCAGGGGCGGAGAGAAGGAGGCGCCCAAGGAGUACAGCGCUGGCAGGACGGCCGAUGACAUCGUUAACUGGCUGAAAAAGCGCACGGGUCCCGCUGCCACCACCCUGGCAGAGGUCUCCCAGGCCGAGUCCCUGAUGGCCGAUAACGAGGUGGCAGUCAUCGGCUUCUUCAAGGAUGCUGAGUCUGACGGUGCCAAGGCCUUCCUGAAGGCUGCCGAGUCCGUCGACGAGAUUCCAUUCGGCAUCACCUCCGACGAUGCCAUCUUCGCCAAGUACGAGAUGACCAAGGAUGGCGUCGUGCUCUUCAAGAAGUUUGAUGAGGGCCGCAACACCUUUGACGGUGAGCUGACCAGGGAGGCGCUCCUAGCCUUCAUCAAGGCCAACCAGCUGCCCCUCGUCAUCGAGUUCACCGAGCAGACCGCUCCCAAGAUCUUUGGAGGAGACAUCAAGUCCCACAUCCUGCUCUUCGUCCCCAAGGCAGCUUCCGACUUCCAGGACAAAAUGGACCAGUUCAAGAAGGCAGCGGAGGGCUUCAAGGGAAAAAUCCUGUUCAUCUACAUCGACAGCGACGUGGACGACAACCAGCGCAUCCUGGAGUUCUUCGGCCUGAAGAAGGAGGAGUGCCCCGCCAUCCGCCUCAUCACGCUGGAGGACGAGAUGACCAAGUACAAGCCCGAGACCAGCGACAUCACCGCCGACAACAUCAUCUCCUUCUGCACCGCCUUCACCGACGGCAAGCUCAAGCCCCACUUGAUGAGCCAGGACAUUCCCGAGGACUGGGACAAGAACCCUGUCAAGGUUCUGGUCGGAAAGAACUUCGAAGAGGUGGCCUUCGAUUCCAGCAAGAACGUCUUCAUUGAAUUUUACGCCCCAUGGUGCGGCCACUGCAAACAGCUCGCCCCUAUCUGGGACCAGCUGGGCGCCAAGUACGAGAAACACGGGGACAUCGUGGUGGCCAAGAUGGACUCCACCGCCAACGAGAUCGAGGCCGUCAAGGUCCACAGCUUCCCCACGCUCAAGUUCUUCCCAGCCGGAGACGAUCGCAAGGUCAUUGACUACAAUGGUGAAAGGACAUUAGAUGGCUUCUCAAAGUUUUUGGAGAGCGGAGGAAAGGAGGGCGGCGCCCCAGCUGGAGACGAUGAUGACGAGGGAGAGGAAAUUGAUGAAAUGAGCGACAUCGAGGAUGAUGACACAGGUGACCAUGACGAGUUAUAAGAUCGGGAGCAAUGUGGGACGCAGAAGCAGAGAUGAUGACCCCCACCCACCCCCCUACAACACAACACAACACACAACACAACACAACACCCCCCCCAAACAACAUCACCACCAAUUUACCACAGUCAACCGUGACCUCCUCCCUCCAUCAAACCAAAACCAAACCAAACUACCCCUCCCUGUCCUGUCCUGUCCUUUGAACACUAAAUGCCCAUCUGCCCUUGCCCAGCAGCUGAGCAGCAUUGUACAGUAGGAUCCACCACAGAUGCCACCACCCCAAAACGAACCUCAUCUUCUCCACGAAUCAACAACAAGGGCCCAGAAAGACUGCUUUGUGUUCUCCAGCAGGCAAAUCCACCACCACACGGCAACCAACCAAUAGGAGUGCUGUUCUGUUCUGUUCUGUUUGGGACCUCAUUUUGAUGUUUGUUCAUUUUUUUUAGUUGUGGCCAUGUUCAUUACUUCGUCAUACAAGUAUUGAAUCAAUGUCACAGGUCUGGUUUUCUUUUUUUAGAUAAAAAGUCAAAUGUUCAUAAGUUCAGCCCCACACAUCCAUCAUGCCAGUACUGUGAUCUGUAAUCUUGUAUGGGUGAGUCGCCGGCAGAGAUAACAAGAGAACGCCAGUAAUCUGUAUUAUAUUCCUUCUGCUAAAUUCAAUCUGGGGUAGAUUACGGGCAGAAAUGUGGCUUGUGGAUGGACUAAAUCUCUCAGGGCUCUGGGGUCACGCAUAGAUCUUACAAACUUAUAUAAAUAUAUAUACUGUAAAAGGUUGAGUAGAAAGAGUGUUAUGCUGUGAGCAGUCAACAUGUUGAUGUAGCUAACCAAUCACUUGGUUCUAUAUUUUUUCACAUAUCUCUAAGGUCUCCCAUUGUUGGUCUGUUCAGCGUCUUCUUUUUUUGCUUUGUUUUCUUAACUGGGCUACUGAACCUUUUUUUAAAAAGAGAAAAAAAAAUCAAGAGAACACUUUGAGAGCUUAUUUUAUUUAAUUUUUUUAUUAUUAUGUAUAAUCUGUUCUCGGUAAUUCGUAUAGUAGUGGUGGCCCAGUCAGCCCCAGCCGCACCAAGCACUCUGUGUUGGUAUGGCCCACCGUGUUGGAUCCAGGUCUCCCAGAUUCCAUUCUCUCAUUGGGGAUCAGUGGUUAAAAAAAAUAAAUAAAUAAAAGUAAAGUAAAAAGGGGUGAUUUGCAGUGGCCGCCUUUCCAUUCCAUGUCCCUGUUGCACUGACGUUCAGAAACCCACACCCGCCAUCUUGUGAGAUUUUAUUUUCUCUCCUCCUCAGCAGUUACUGAAAAUGGCUGACGUUGAAACCUAUUGUGUUAUCAGUGUUGUUGUUAGUUCUUUGGGAAUACUCACUGUGCAACAGACAGUCCUUGAGUCCAGCCUGCGUUCCUCUCACCCCCGGCAGACAGCCACCUGCUAUUUCACCCCACAUCCCAUCCCAUCCCAUCCUAUUCCCCAUCAACCUAACCCUCCAUUAAUUCUGAAGUCACGUUUGUUCUCCAGUGGUGGGGCCCUCCGCAAACAGGGAAGGUUCUGGGUGUGUGUGUGUGUGUGGUCAUUAUUACAGGGAGGGGCUGAGUGAGUGAGUGAGUGAGUGUGUUUGUGUGUGUGUGUGUGCGAAUGUACGCGAGUGCACGUGAGUUCUGCUUGUUUCCCUUAACGUCCAAGGGCAGGGGUGCGAAUGUAAAGGGUUAUUUUUUUAUGCGUGUUUGGGGUUUUGUUUUUUGUUUUUGUUUGUUUGAUUUCCUAUGGGGGUUUUAUUUUAGAGGGAGGGAGGGUGGAGUGAUCUGAACAGGGUGGGUGGGUCCGUGGUGUAGGGGGAAACGGGUUUGUAAAGUAUUUGAUGAUGAGCAGUUUCGGAAGUACGAAAAUGUAAAAUAAAAAGCAUUCCAUCACAUUCAAAAACAAAUCGAACAUGGAGAAGUGAAAACUGGUGGCCAAAUAAAGAGGAAAAAAAUUGGAAA